Messenger RNA from Lytechinus variegatus (green sea urchin), 1110 nucleotides. Its product is annotated as ATP synthase mitochondrial F1 complex assembly factor 1-like. Gene Ontology annotation, biological process: mitochondrial proton-transporting ATP synthase complex assembly. The transcript has 10 exons. Gene Ontology annotation, cellular component: mitochondrion. The coding region runs from base 65 to 934 and encodes 289 amino acids. The record is from RefSeq and is a predicted model, not a curated record. NCBI's taxonomy places the organism in Eukaryota, Metazoa, Echinodermata, Echinoidea, Temnopleuroida, Toxopneustidae.
GUACCGUAGUCUUGCGCAGCCGAGUCGAGUCCCUCUAUCGGUGGGUGUGUUCACCGAAACAAAAAUGGCAGCCUCCAUGCGAGUCAUGAUACAGUGCAAUAUCAACAAGUUUUUGCUUGCUCCUGCUUCAUGGAGACCACUUGCAAGGACACUGAACGUUUCGUAUGCACACAGCGGCAAGCAAAAUGAAGAUUCAUCAAUUGAAAAUAAUCCUUUCUAUGAAAAAUAUGCAGACAAGAUAAAGAAAUUACAAAGGUCCAACCCUGAAGAAUACCAAACCCGUCUACAUGUGAUGAAAGAGGGGGAAAAGAAAAUGAAAGAUGUUAAUAAUCAGAAUCAAGCGCCAACUUUAUCAGACCAACCAAGGCCCAAAUUACUGUCUGGAAACAGUGGAGAAGAUAAGGGACUGGACUCCAUUGUGAAGAUCGAUCUCCUUAGAAAGCAUUCUGCAGAAGAAAUAACAGAGAUAUGGAGAGACUUUCACAGAGAAAAGGAUUUUAUUUGUGCAGUUAUACCCAAAGACACUUAUGCUAAGAUUCUCCAGAAGGCGAAAGAGUUCCCUAUGUUCUUAUAUCCGCUACCUAGGGAUGAGGGCUAUGAGUUCUUCUUUGCUCAGUUCCACAACAACAGCUUCUAUUUCACAUCAGUAAUUAAUUAUCAGGCAUACCAAGAAAAUGCUCCUGCUCUGUUAACCAUUACCCAUUAUCCUGAGCUUCAAGAAGAAAAAGGAAUUGUUCUAAUGAGGGGAGAGUUGGACACAAAAUUCUUGACCGUUCAACAAGCCCAGUUCUUUGCCAACCAAGUCCAGCUCUAUUUUGCUUCAGACGAUGCUGACAGAAUGCGGUUGCUCAGAGAUUUUAACAAGAGACCUGCAGAUUUCAAGCACAUGGACCUGAUAGAUCAGCUUUCGAAAUCUACCGUCAACCUGAGCUAACCAUCUCGCCAUUUAGAAAAUAUGGACACUGGGAGCUUUGAAGAAAAGUCGAGUCAAUUUAAAACACAUGGACCUGAUGAUCAAAUGCAAAGUGGAGCGCCGUGGCCCAGUGGAUUAGUCUCUGGACUUUGAAACAGAGGGUCGUGGGUUCAAAUCCCAGCCAUGGCGUAGUUUCC